Messenger RNA from Gekko japonicus, 1122 nucleotides. It is a transcript of the gene CD226, whose product is annotated as CD226 molecule. Lineage: Eukaryota; Metazoa; Chordata; Lepidosauria; Squamata; Gekkonidae. Gene Ontology annotation, biological process: positive regulation of Fc receptor mediated stimulatory signaling pathway; positive regulation of immunoglobulin mediated immune response; positive regulation of natural killer cell cytokine production. The transcript has 7 exons. Gene Ontology annotation, cellular component: external side of plasma membrane. The record is from RefSeq and is a predicted model, not a curated record. Bases 1 to 1122 code for a protein of 373 amino acids.
AUGUAUUUCCUUGGUCUCAUUCUUACUGCAGUUCUACAAACAUGUAAAGGAUGUCUCUCUGUUGCAGAGGAAGGCAAAAUUGUGGAUUCAACUGUGAAACUUACCAAUAAUAUGACUCUCAAAUGUGUCUAUCCAAAGACUGCAACUAUAACCCAGAUGUCAUGGAUUAAGAGCAAAAGGAAAGAGGCAAUUGCAGUCUUCAGACUGCCUCAUGACCUACAUAUUACUAGCACAUAUGAAGGCAGAGUAAAUAUUGUUAAUCAUACUGUAAAUGAUAAAUCCUUGGUUUUCAGCAGUACCACUGAGGCAGAUGUUGGCUUAUAUGUAUGCUCGUUUCAGACCUUCCCAUAUGGGAUAUGGGAAAAGAAGGUACAGGUUGUCCAAUCAGGGAACUUUACGCCUCCAGUCUCAGCAGGUUCCCAUAUCAUUACUGGACCAGGGAAGAAUGUCACAUUUAGAUGUGGGACUGCCCCUGUGAUAGCAAUGAAACAUGUGACAUGGGAAAGGGCUCAUGAAGGCACUGUGGAUACCAUAGUCAAAUGUACUCAACUCAGUCAAUCAGUUCAUGGUUCAGAUUACGAAGAACGGGUAGAGAUCAAUUGUUCUACCCAGGCAAACACAAUUGUACUUUGGAAUGUCACAGCAUCUGAUUCUGGAAUGUUCCGCUGUUGUUACAUUGGAGCUUCAGGUGAAUCUGGAGUUCAUUGGACAAAGUUGACCGUCACUGUCAACGUUCCUUCGGAUUACAAGAUGAAUAUCGUUGCCAUAGCUGGAGGUGCUGGAGCUGGAGCUGCCGUCUUGCUACUAAUACUCAUCUUGUCCAUUGCUGCAGCUGUUGUUCACCAUAGGAAAAAGAAGAGGAAAAGGAUCAUGCCGCCAAAAGUCUUUCUUACCACUCAGCCCCAGCACUUCUGUGGCCGAAUGAAUGCAAGUGAAAGAGAAACUAUGACUGCAUCUGCCACAAAACGGGAGGCGAUCUAUGUCAACUACUCAGGUGGACAAAAAAUGCGACACUUCUGUGGCCGAAUGAAUGCAAGUGAAAGAGAAACUAUGACUGCAUCUGCCACAAAACGGGAGGCGAUCUAUGUCAACUACUCAGGUGGACAAAAAAUGCGAGUGUGA